This is a messenger RNA of Hyposmocoma kahamanoa, 828 nucleotides long. RefSeq names its product lipopolysaccharide-induced tumor necrosis factor-alpha factor homolog. Lineage: Eukaryota; Metazoa; Arthropoda; Insecta; Lepidoptera; Cosmopterigidae. Bases 10 to 417 code for a protein of 135 amino acids. The transcript has 3 exons. The record is from RefSeq and is a predicted model, not a curated record. Gene Ontology annotation, molecular function: zinc ion binding.
AUAUAAAAAAUGGAAAAAAACUCGAAUCCUCCUCCAUAUGGGUGGAACAAUGGUCACACCCUGCAACCACCUCCGGCAGCUCCCCCAAGCUACUCGCAAGCCGUCGGUGGAGUGGGUCCCUCUAGUCCUUACACGCCACAGUAUCCCCCAUCUGCCGGGCCUGCAAUCGUGACAACUGUGGUACCAGUGGGCCCUCAUCCAACGCAUAUGAUAUGCCCUAGUUGCCAUGCUGAAAUUAAUACAGCCACUACAACUAAGCCAGGCGCUAUUGCUUAUAUAUCAUCAAUUAUUUUGUGCGGCAUUGGAUGUUUUCUUGGUUGCUGCCUAAUCCCUUGCUGCAUAAACAGCUGCAUGGAUAUCCACCACAAAUGUCCCAACUGCAACGCAUACCUUGGCUGUUACCGCAGGCACCGAUAAAACAAAUGCUUAUACUUAAUACAAGUAAGCUAUGAGAAACCAAGUGUCAAACAAAAGCAAAUUAGAGAUAAGCUUCAUAAAUAAUAUUACAAUAAAAAAUGUUUUGUUUGUGUUGGUAUUUGAUAACUAAUGCAGGUCUAUACAAAUGCCAUUAGACAUACUACACUACUUUGUUUAGUAUAGACGCUUCCCUUAGGAGUGACUCUGCAAACAUCACCUGACCCUGUACAAUGAUCUGAAUCAUGAAUCUACUGAUAUGUAUCUGUCUAUAUCUAGUGAAUGUCUAAGGUAAUGGAAUUUGCAACCAGUGAUUUUGAAUGCAAUUGUUAUUAUCGCAUAUGGGAUAAGAGAUAAUUAUAUAUUAUACAACUUGAUAAAGAUUAUACAAUUUUAUACUCUGAAAGAUCUGAA